AUGGAUUUUCGGCACGAUUCCGUCGACAUCCGCGAAGAGGUGGAGCUUCAAAAGCCACCGGGGCGACCUUCGAUGGGUAGCGUGCUGCAGCCUAUCGCACCUUUGUUGUCGGCCCUGUUUGGUUUCGCCGUGGCAGCAAUGGUCAUGGUACCAGCUGCGGUCUUGGGUCCCAGCAUUUCAAUGCCUCCAGCCCUUGGGGUGCUCUUCUACCAGCUAGCAUUGCUGGCAGGGCAAAGCUGGCUACCGCGGCUAUUCUUUGCUACUCUAGGGGUGCCGAUUGCGCAUGGGCUCUUGCUGGUGCCGAGUAUUGCCUUCCAGUAUGCCUUGCCGGCACUAGUUGGGCCAGCAGCAGGUCUUUCUGCUGCCCGCUUCUUUGGUGGCACUGAUGGAGUCCAGCUCUGUUUGGUGUCGGUAGCUUUUCUGAUUGUCUUGUACGGUUGGUCUCUGCAUGCUGAGGGUGAUGAAGAUUGGACAUUGGAGCUGAGCUAUCUGCCUGGGCCAAAGACGCAGACCCAGCCAGCCCUGGAAAACAGCGGGCAGCGGGUGGAUCUGUUCCGCCAUGCCAUGGGUUGUGCGGGCUCAGCCUCCAGCAAGUAUGAUGCAGCGCCCAAAGAGGCGGCUCGAACAGAGGAGGCAGCGUCCUAUCCAUCAGGUGAGUGGCGAGUGGAGGAAUCUCCAGAGCAGUGGAUCCCGCUUGAUCAGGAGAUCGGGCAACAGCUCUUGCAGGCGUACUUUGACGGCCAACUGGAGGCGAGGUAUGCGCUGCCGAACGGAAAUUUCCAGGUGGAUUUCUAUCAGCAGCUGCAAACCCAGCAGGAAACUGGAAGGCAAUGCCGCAUCGCCUGGUUCGAUACCAGUGCGGCCAGUGCGGCCAGUGCGGCUGGCUACGCAGCUGGCUAUGCUGCGACCGUGGAGGGCUCCGAUGCAGUUGGUGAGGAGUUGACUUCCAUCAAUCCAGAAGUCUACCUUGGCGGUGAGUGGCUCAUAGAGGAUGCAGAGGGUUCCUGGGUGCGCUUGGACCAUGAGAUCUCGGCUCAGCUGUUGGUGGCUUGGUACUGUGGGGAGCAGCUGUUGGACUAUUCCUUUCAGGGGGCGUCUUUUCAAGUGGACCUCACUGUGUGGGAACAACGCAAUGUCGAGACCGGGGAGAAGAAAAAGAUCGUUUGGAACUCCAGUGAUGCUUCGAGUGAAGGUGAUGCAGGACUUGCUGACAGCUGGGCGGAAGGCAAGGAAGAUGGGAGCACUUGGCUGGACCCUGGUGAGGAGGCUGAGAGGCAGCUUUGGGCGGCCCUCAACUCUGGGCAGCAAGUGGUGCGUUACAGCGUGAAUGGCUGCCAGUUCGAGGUAGAUGUCGUGAACAUGAUCCAGACCAAUUUGUCCACCGGAGAGCGCUGGAUGAUUGCCGUGGAGGAUGGCCCUGGAGCUGAGGUGCCAGAAGCCGGCAAAUCCACUGAGGAGCCGAUGACCAGCCCUUUGGAGGCAACGCAGAUUCCGGAGCCCUCCCCUGAGUCUACAGCCUUCGCUGGAGGUGCCUCGGAGCCCAGAGCAGUGCCCACUGCGAGUGGACGGCCAAAGGCUUUCAUUUACAAGGCUGUGCCGGAUCCUGGAAGGCCACCUCCAAAACAGAAGAAGUGGAGCCUGGCACCGGGUCAAAAGCAACGCCUGGCCCCGAAGGCAGCUCCCAAGACCCGGCCUGCGCCGAACACCGGCGCGGGGAAGAGCGGCGCGGGUGGCGCAAAGGAGCUGCCCCUUCCGCGUAAUGUGGAGUGGCCCAAGGGUGUCAAGGCACGCCGCGUGGCAGAGGCGGUCUACGCCGAUAUGCGCAAGUCUCGUGAGAAACCUUUGGCGCAUCGGCGCAGAGCCUACAUGGCAGCAUGCCUCAGUUGGCACCCAGACAAAAAUCUGAAGCACCAGGAGGUGGCGACCGAAGUCUUUCAGUUCCUGCAAGGUGUGAAAGAUUGGUACUUUGAAGAAGCUUGAGCAGCGCUCUCAUCUCAAAAUAUCCCGAACCAAGCCUGGUGGGAACGCUUGGAAGCUGCUGAAGAACAGUGGCGGUGUCUGAAAGUUGAGAAAAGUG
This is a messenger RNA of Cladocopium goreaui, 2077 nucleotides long. The record is from the annotation of a GenBank genome assembly. Lineage: Eukaryota; Dinophyceae; Suessiales; Symbiodiniaceae.